Messenger RNA from Acanthisitta chloris (rifleman), 733 nucleotides. It is a transcript of the gene RAD51AP1, whose product is annotated as RAD51 associated protein 1. The annotation marks the transcript as partial. Lineage: Eukaryota; Metazoa; Chordata; Aves; Passeriformes; Acanthisittidae. The record is from RefSeq and is a predicted model, not a curated record. Gene Ontology annotation, biological process: double-strand break repair via homologous recombination; interstrand cross-link repair. Gene Ontology annotation, molecular function: double-stranded DNA binding; single-stranded DNA binding. The transcript is spliced from 6 exons.
GAACAAGAAAGUCGUUGAUUAUUCUCAGUUUGGGGAUUUGGACGAUGAUGAUGAAGACUUUGCACCUUCAAGCAAAAAGUCCAGAACACAGCUCAAGGAACCAAAGAAGGAGAAAAAAGAGAAGCAAAAAAAGCCACGCAAAGAAGUGACUCCAUCACAAACACAGACACUUAGUAAGAAUAUUGAACCAGAAAAGAUACAGAGGAGACCCUGUUUUUCCAACUGCAGUGUAGACAGUGAACUUCUAGGUCUCGAUCGGGUUAUGGAUGAAGACAUGCCCAGGGGUGAUGGUAGGCAAAAAGCAGCAGUGUCCAAAGUUCCAGCACAUCAGAAGAAGUUACUGACAGUUGACAGUGAUGACAGAGAGCAUGAUACUGACUCUGAGCCAGAGUCUGUGCCCACAUCACCUGUAGUUUCUCCGUUGCGGAUAACGGAACAACAGUCUGAGCCAAGGCAAAAAGUGAUGUCCAGUUCCUUGGAACCAGCUGGGAGCCCUCUACAUGCAUCAAGUCCUGUAACAGACAGAAAGCCUAAAUGGAUACCACCAGCUGCAUCAGGAAGCAGUAAUGCCUCUGUGAAAAAUGCUUCUGUUAAGUCACCUACUCACUGCCUUAGACUCGGCCUCUCCAGACUAGCAAGAGUCAAACCACUGCAUCCCAGUGCUACCAGCAGUUAAACAGACAGUGACAAGGAGCCAUGGGAAGGAGGAGCCUGUGGAAAGUGUGUUGUUUAU